UCGAACACCACAAAAAAAUGGCGCAAGCCAGUGUGGCUGCGGUACGAGAUAGCCUCAUAAAAUGCAUAUUUUUCUGCGAAUUUCACCCCACUGCUGGUCCCAAAAUCACAUAUCAGGUUCCCGUCAACUACAUCAGCGAGGAAACGUUCAGUUCAAUCAGCGUCUACCUCAUUCCCAAGCCAGAGCUUCAGCAUAAACUGAUGACUGUGAACAUGUGUGAGAUGAAGGUCAUUGGCUACCCCGUGGGUAUUGACAGCGCCCAGUACGACCGCAACAGACUCAUGUUUAACCUGUGCUUUGUUUGUGAUGCCAAAAUGCGGACCAUUCAGUAUGAGCCCAUUGUUCGGAAGCUGGCAAACUACCUUAUCACGUUGGAGCAAGAAACAAAUUUCAUCCUCGAUGAGUCCAAAAAGCGGCAGCUGCCUAAGAUCAUGUCGGAGAUAUUGCACGAUCUCAACAUCAAGCGAAGUUGUUCCAUUCCCAUAAAUGACUCGACAACAAUAUACCUCAAGGUGACGACUGUCCACGAGGCCCCCUGUGAGGUGUCUGACCACGACGUCCCCAUCUUUACGGCCAGCAGGCCAGCAUGCACUCCGUCCCAGUGGGACCUCACCACACAGCAAUGGGAUAUCACGGCGAUGCAGAUCCUGCCUUACAUUGAUGGCUUCAGGCAUGUCGCUAAGAUUGCCAUCGAGGCCGAUGUGGAGGUGAGCCUCGUCAAGGAGUGCAUUCGGAACAUGCUGUACUAUGGUAUAGUCCAGCUGAUCCCGCUGUUCCUGUACUCCGCCGUGUACACGACGACGCCCGAAAUCCGCAGUCUGGCGUCCGACAUUGCCCUCCAGAAAGAGUGCAUCGCUUAUGUUGCCAGGCAAGGUCGGCCAAGGCCUUCGUUCCGCUCUGUCUUCGAGAUGUACUGCAGCUUCCACCUGAGCAACAGCGUCCGUGAUAUCUGUUCGCGCACAAAUCCCCAUGGCCUCGGCAUCGACGAGAGAAAACUGGUCCAGUUUGGCGUCAUGAAAGGCCUUUUGCGACGUAUUCACAAGUACCCAAUUGACUUGAAGAUGUCCUCCAAUGCUCCUUCGAAAAGCAAGGUGGUUGGAAAAUACUGCGACGGCACUCACAGCUAUGAUGACAUUUGUGCAAAGACUGGGCUCAGCUACAAGGAGCUGGACGACAUACUCGACAAGGAUCCAAAUGUCUGUGUCUGUUGGAAGUAGGUGCUGCUGACAGGGUGCCUGUAAAUAUAUUGUAUAUUCGUGUGGAAUAAAUCGAUUUAUGAAUUAAA
Molecule: messenger RNA, 1285 nt
Organism: Ixodes scapularis (black-legged tick)
Lineage: Eukaryota; Metazoa; Arthropoda; Arachnida; Ixodida; Ixodidae
Gene: Nprl2
Product: GATOR complex protein NPRL2
Exons: 11
Coding region: 18-1217 (399 amino acids)
Biological process (GO): positive regulation of autophagy; negative regulation of TORC1 signaling; cellular response to amino acid starvation
Cellular component (GO): GATOR1 complex; vacuolar membrane
Molecular function (GO): GTPase activator activity
Source: RefSeq, a predicted model, not a curated record